UGGCAAACUUUACUCAAUGGAUGAAAGCCAUGGUUAUCUCUGGCGGAGUGGUGAUUGGUGGAUGGGCUCUUAUUAAAUACAUUACACCACCAAGAGAAAAAUUGUUAGAGAGUCUCUUACCAGAAGAAAGGGAAUUGAUAAAACAAGCAGAGGAAGACAGGACACAAGACAUGGUUGUGAAAAUUAUCAAAGAAUCAGCUUUAUCAAAUGAACCAAUCUGGAAGAUCGGCAAGCUCGACAGGAAAACACUAAACUCUGACAAAUAAAAUAGAAAAUUAAUUUACGUAGCAUACUUUUUAAUGAAUACUUUAUGAUAAUUAAGGCAGAGAGUAGAGAUACAAUGCAUAUUGUAAGAAAUUGCUGUAUCGAUUUGAUGGUCUGUAACAAGGGAGUAGAUAUACAGAGAGAUCAUAGGGUUAGGUAGUGUAGGUUAAGGUCACAAG
Molecule: messenger RNA, 443 nt
Organism: Corticium candelabrum
Lineage: Eukaryota; Metazoa; Porifera; Homoscleromorpha; Homosclerophorida; Plakinidae
Exons: 2
Coding region: 21-266 (81 amino acids)
Biological process (GO): mitochondrial respiratory chain complex III assembly
Cellular component (GO): mitochondrial membrane
Source: RefSeq, a predicted model, not a curated record